ACGGGCGGAGCCAGAGGAGUAGGCGGGAGGGGCCUUGCUCAGCAGCCCUAGCGACGGCGCGCGGUGGCCCCUCCGCUCUCCCCGCGUCCCUCUGCGAAGCGCACCGCGACAACAACAACAACAGCCGCGACAACAACAAUAACAGCCACGACCACAACAACAACAAUCGCCGCGACAAGAUGCAGGCCGAGGACGCGCGAUAUCUCAAGCGGAAGAUAAAGGGAGGAAACAUCGAUGUGCACCCGACGGAGAAGGCUCUGAUCGUGCACUAUGAGGUGGAGGCCACGAUCCUGGGCGAGUUGGGAGACCCCAUGCUGGGAGAGCGCAAGGAGUGUCAGAAAGUGAUCCGUCUGAAGAGCCUGAACGCAAACACGGACGUGGCGACGCUGGCACGCAAGGUGCUGGAGGAGUGCCGCCUCAUUCCACCCGCGCGGCUGCCCGAGGUGGAGCAGCUGCUGUACUACCUGCAGAACCGCCGCGACGUCUCCUCCGCAGAGAAGGAGAAGGUUUCGAGCAAACCCAAAGACCCACCACCGUUUGAAGGCAGCGAGACGGACGAGGUGGCAAAUCUGAACGAGGUGGACCAGUAUGUGGAGCUGCUGUACGAGGACAUCCCUGAGAAGGUGCGCAGCUCGGCGCUCAUCCUUCAGCUCGCACGCAACCCCGACAACCUGGACGAGCUGCAGCAGAACGAGACGGCGCUGGGCGCGCUGGCUCGCGUGCUGCGAGAGGACUGGAAGAGGAGCGUGGAGCUCUCCACCAACAUCGUCUACAUCUUCUUCUGCUUCUCCAGCUUUUCCCAGUUCCACGGACUCAUAACUCACUACAAGAUCGGAGCACUCUGCAUGACCAUCAUCGACCACGAGCUCAAGCGCUUCCACCUUUGGAAUGAGGAGCUCAACAAGAAACGCAAAGUGGCCGAGGACGACCCGGAGAACGACUCGCUGAGGAAGGACUACGAGAAGAACCUGAAAAAGUACCAGGGGCUGGUGGCCAAGCAGGAGCAGCUGCUCAGGGUUGGGUUCUAUCUGCUGCUAAACCUGGCGGAGGACACCCGCACAGAGCUGAAGAUGCGCAACAAGAACAUCGUCCACAUGCUGGUGCGGGCGCUCGACCGGGACAAUCCAGAGCUGCUCGUCAUCCUCUGCUCCUUCCUCAAGAAGCUCAGCAUCUUCAUCGAAAACAAGAACGACAUGGCCGAGCUAGGCGUGGUGGAGAAGCUGACGCGACUGGUGCCGUGCGCUCACGAGGACCUCCUCAAUAUCACACUGCGUCUGCUCUUCAACCUCUCCUUCGACAGCGGCCUACGGGCCAAGAUGGUGCAGGCCGGACUCCUACCCAAGCUCUCUGACCUCAUCGGCAGCGAGACUCACCGGCAGACCGUGCUGCGGCUGCUGUACCACCUGAGCAUCGAUGACCGCACCAAGGCCACCUUCUCCUUCACGGGCUGCGUGCCGCAGCUGAUGAAGAUGCUGUAUGACUUCCCAGAGGAGCGCGUGGACAGGGAGCUCAUCUCGCUCUGUAUCAACAUCGCGGCCAACAAGAGGAACGCACAGCUCAUCUGCGAGGGGAAUGGCCUGAAGAUGCUGAUGAAGAGGGCGCUGAAGUUCAGGGAUCCAAUGCUGAUGAAGAUGAUUCGUAACAUCUCACAGCACGAUGGGCCCACUAAGCACAUCUUCCUGGACUUUGUGGGGGACCUGGCGGGGCAGGUGCGCUCCAACGGGGAAGAGGAGUUCGUGCUGGAGGUGGUGGGGACCCUGGCCAACCUGACCAUCCCGGACCUGGACUUCGAGCUGCUCGCCACUGAGUACCAGCUGCUGCCCUUCCUACACGAGAAGCUGCGGCCCGGCGGCAGCGCGGAGGACGACAUGGUGCUGGAGGCCGUGAUCCUGACGGGAACCCUGGCCACGGACGACGCGUGCGCCACUCUGCUCGCCAAGGCCGGCAUCGUCCCUCUGCUUAUUGACCUCCUCAAUGCCAAGCAAGAGGACGAUGAGAUGGUGUGCCAGAUCAUUUACGUCUUCCACCAGAUGAUCUUCCACCAGGCCACUCGAGAUGUUAUCGUCAAGGAGACCCAGGCGCCGGCGUACCUCAUCGACCUGAUGCACGACAAGAACGCGGAGAUCCGAAAAGUGUGCGACAGCACCCUGGACAUCAUCGCAGAAUACGACGAGUCGUGGGCGCGCAAGAUCCAGAGCGAGAAGUUCCGGUGGCACAACUCUCAGUGGCUGGAGAUGGUGGAGAACCAGCAGGGGGAUGACGGAGACGGCUUCCCCUACGGAGACACCCCCAUGGAGCCCUACCUGUACGACCGGGCGCCGCUCCUCUACUCCACCGAUGGGUUGCUGGCCCCAGACGGUGCGGUGAGCCCCUCCUACCUGGAAGACUACCGCCUUCCCAAUGGGGACUCUGCCAGCAGUUUGAUGCUGGACGGCCUGGGAAUGCCUGCACGACCCACGACGGCGUACGGUUACCGUGCCGACGAGGGCGCCACCGCCUCCUUUUACUACGGCUACGACGCCAACUAAGGACCGGAGAUUGUUGCUAUAGCGCCCAUCUUGCAGCCUGCAAACACCCGCACACCACUCUCACAACGCCCAGCCAUAGCACCCUGCACACACCUUGCCCAUGUGCUGUGCGUGCCACUGUCCCAACGCCCCCUGCACUUGCAACCUGCACAUACCUUGCACACCACUCUCAGAACACCCUCGCCCAUGGCUUACAGAACCAUGCUUGUUCGAGCUCAUACAUAUGAGGCACCCAAUAGCAUUCACCUGCUCCUAAAUACCUGCGACACAAGCACCCAGGCUUAGGGACCAGGCCCCCACACCUGGUCGUGUUACACGAGCGAGCAUUGAUGUGCAUUCUACUGAGAAGCGGCAUCAUGAUGUCGACCUGUCCGCUCUGCUGUGCGGCAUAUCUCGUGGUAUACAUCCACCAGACAGUCCUGGUUUGGCCGGGACAGUCCAGGAAUUGACAUUUGUGUAUGAGUGGUAGGAAUUUAAUUGUACCGAGAUCUGAUGAUAUGUUGAAAUGUUAUUGCAGCAAACUGCACAUUUUUUUAAUAAUCCACCUAGUGUUGACUGAAACAUAUGUCCAGGUUUGGUCUCCAGUGGAAAAGGUGACAUACCGUGUCACGCUGGGCAGUGUGAGUUGAAGGCGGGGAGCAAAAUAAGUAGCGUACAACGGAUUUCGCUGCACUCAAUUAUCCUCCAUGUAGCCCCGCAGCAGCCUCUAGCAACCUGCUUGCAAGGUGGCCAUCCAUCCAAGCACUAUCCUGGCUCCUGUGAGCUGUUUAAACGGUACUUAACGUCGCGCUGUAGAGUGUACUAGCAAAUGAUUGAGAACACUAACUUAAAUAAAUAUGUAUAUGUCGGUUGUGAAUUAUUAAAGGCGAUUGUAUGAAGUGGAA
Messenger RNA from Petromyzon marinus (sea lamprey), 3412 nucleotides. It is a transcript of the gene KIFAP3, whose product is annotated as kinesin associated protein 3. The record is from RefSeq and is a predicted model, not a curated record. Gene Ontology annotation, biological process: cilium organization; microtubule-based movement. Lineage: Eukaryota; Metazoa; Chordata; Hyperoartia; Petromyzontiformes; Petromyzontidae. Gene Ontology annotation, molecular function: kinesin binding. Gene Ontology annotation, cellular component: kinesin II complex; axoneme; ciliary transition zone.